Messenger RNA from Fopius arisanus, 2560 nucleotides. Its product is annotated as WD repeat-containing protein 13. Gene Ontology annotation, molecular function: promoter-specific chromatin binding; protein binding. Bases 448 to 1728 code for a protein of 426 amino acids. Gene Ontology annotation, cellular component: nucleus. The record is from RefSeq and is a predicted model, not a curated record. Lineage: Eukaryota; Metazoa; Arthropoda; Insecta; Hymenoptera; Braconidae. The transcript has 4 exons.
UCUGGAGCUGGAGUUAAAAAAGAUGAUUUCCAUAUUUUUACACGAAUUAAUGAUGAAGGAUUUAUUACCUCGAUGAGGAAAUAACUGAAAACGUCCGUUGGUUGACGGAAAAAUUGUAUUUUGAGAAACUGAAAUUGCGGUUCCUCAUAUUCUCUCGUUUAUGACAGAAUCUUUUGACAGAAUCUUUUGUCUAUUUUCACGUGAUGACGGAAUCUCAGUUUGAAUAACGGAUACGGUGAUACCCGUCCACACGUCACUAUUUGAAUGCAAUUGUCCUGGAGUACCGACGGAGUCAAGGACGUAAUUACUGGUGCUGUUUACUUCUCUGUAAAUAUAAACAGAAGAAUAUGGGAACGGUAAUUGCACCUCCAAUAUAUCGAUAGCACCUAUUUACCAUCAAAGGAAUGAAACCCGUGCUCCACGAGUCUCCAUGAAACCCGAGAGAAAAUGAGCGGGACCACCUCAAAAUGGAUUCUCCAGUGGCCUCAGCAGGUCUUCGCCCUGGACGCAAAAUACAACACUCGUCGGACAAGUACACAACCAGCCUUCGGGAUGCUGUAUAUACGUCGUAGAUCCCAACUCCUCCGGGACAAAGAGUCCAAGGAUCCCUCCCUCCGUCCCACAUACGUCAAACUCAGGGCAGAACUCUUGAGAUCAAGAUACGGCACGAUAUCGGAGUACAACGGCCUGGGGAUUCCCGACGACAAGUCUACGCACACGAGACUCAAUCGUAAAUCUACAGCUGAGAGUUUUGCCUUCGCUGGUGUCCACCACGUGUUUGAUCAGCACAUUGCAGGUGUCACAGCACUGAAAUUCGCCAACAACGAUCGGUCGAAAUUGUGCUGUGCCUCCUUCGAUGGGACGAUAUCCAUCUGCAAUGUCACAGAUUCACCCCCCAGGGUGAUGGCGAAGCUCGAGGGUCACCAAAAGGGGGUGACUGCCAUCGACUGGAGCAUCAGCAACGAUCUCAUCGUGUCCUCCGGUCUGGAUGCCACGGUUAGGCUCUGGGGAGUCCAUGGAGAUGCUAGUCCAGUCUGUCUGAGAGUCGUCUCCGAUCCAUUCAGGUCGGAGGUGCUUUGUUGUGCGUUUGUCCCUGCAAACAAUAAUCUCGUAAUCACUGGAAAUGGGCAGGGGCUCCUGCAGAUUCUCAACGUAUCAACUGGGAUCUACCCCAGAGGAGGAACGACAAAGAUUGGAGGAAAGAUGCUCUCCCUGACGUGUGAGGAAAGCGGAGGCUCUCUCAUCUGGACUGGCAACGACAGAGGAACCAUCACCAGUCUUCGAAUGGAGACAGCCUCUGGGAGACUCUCUAAACUCAGAAGGAUUGACAACCUUGGAGGAGCAGUUACCAGUCUAUCCUGGAGACCCUGGCUCUCGAGGGAGUCUCCCUGGCCUACUGUUCUCGUCAGCAGUGCCUGCAAUGCUGUUUCUGUUUACAAAAUUGCUGACUCCCAGGGAACGCUCAGUGUCUGGAAAAAAUACCCCAUCAAGCACCAGCAGUAUCUAGUGAGGUCAACGUUCUGCCCUCGAAUGGGCGCGUGCCUGAUAGCCAGUGGCUCAGAAGACGGAUCUGUUCACCUGUUGGAUACUGCCCGGGAGGGCAAAGCUGCCCAGGUUAAUAGACUACAUGGGCAUUCCGCCCCAAUUCUCUCGAUCGCUUUCAACUACGAUGAGACGUAUCUCGCCACUGGAGACCACCAGGGGCUUGUCAUCAUAUGGCAGAACUGAGAAAUCUCUCCUAUAUCCAACACUCGUACUGGAAGAGACUAUAACAAUUUUUUAUAGAAACCCCAUAGAACCUAAUCGAAAAAUUAUCUUCGUAACUCAGGAAAUAAUUGAUUACGGAGACGAUUUAAUAUUGAACAGUCUUAAUUCUAAGAGUAUAGGGAGUGGUAGAUGAGUAGAUUUAACAAGAGUAUAUUCUUCUAUCGAAAAUAUUAGGAAUAAUUAAUAAUCGAAUUAAUUAAUGUUGCGAGAGUGAAUUGAAGAAUGGAUAUAUGGAGCAUUAGUAUUAGUGGGAUAUGGAUAAAGAACAACACGUGUAUAGCAAUAUAUUAAUCGUCCUCUAUUCAUUGUAAUAUCCUACAAAUUGUAGCGAUGGUGCAUAUGGGUGUUCUUGAAUGACGACCGCCGGAAAAGCCGAGCAUCUACAGUCCCUAUCAAUGUAGCGAUAACAAUUGCUAUCUUUUGGUGACUCACUCCUCAUUGUCGUAAUAUUUUGCUUUCGAGAGCAUUCAGUCGGUUUACUGCACCUUUGAUUUAAUUUUUUUCAAUAGUAAAUAACUUAUGUUUACUUGAUUUCCCUCGAGAUUCCAUGAAUUUAUUACUGUAAAAUAAAGCUCUCGAGCACGUGACGUACUAUUUUUAUAAACGAAAUGCUUUACGUAUUAAAAAAAAAUUAAUAUGAGCGAAAUGUCGAGUUAAUGGGAUAAAAUUAAUAUUGCAAUACUCCUCAGUUAGAAAAUACGUAAGAAAACACGUUCAAAUUGCUUCCACUUCCUUUUUUUUUGGUAUUCACUUGUUGAAUAUAUUGAAUGAUUAAAAAAUAUUUCUCCACUCU